AUGAAAUCAUCGCAAACUGAUAGUCUGCAUAUUAGUUCUGCAGUAACAACCACUUUACUUCAGACUUGCCUUGUUAAUGUUAGUGAUUUGAGUGACAAGCCUAAAGAGAAAACUUGUAGAUUAUUACUUGAUUCUGGUAGCCAACGUUCAUAUAUAACAUCAUCAAUUGCAAAUCAUUUAAACCUGCCCACUAUAGAAAAUGUAGAUUUGUCUAUUUUUACAUUUGGUACGAAAUCUCCACAAUAUAUAAAAAGUCGUGUAGUUAAUUUUAUAAUUAAGACGCGAAUCGGUGUAAAGCGAUCUAUAUACGCGAAUGUAGUACCUCAUAUUACUAAUUCCGUACAAGCGCCAGUAUUUAAUAAUUCAGUGAAAUUAUUACAAGACAGUAGAUUAAACAAACUCAUUUUAGCAGAUGAUGGUUCUUAUGGAGAUAAAAUAGACAUUUUAAUAGGUAAUGAUUAUUAUCAUACAUUUAUAUCGAAUGAAAAGUUAUGUAUUUCUGAUAAUCUUUUCUUAGUAAGUUCAGAUUUUGGGUGGGUAUGGUCAGGUAGAUUAAACGAAACAAAUACGGUAGAUCAAUUAUCAGUUUUAACCUAUUUUCAAUCAACAGGAAUUUAUGAUAGUAAAUUACAUAAACCGGAUCUUCCAUUAAAGACAGACGAUGUUAAAAGGUUAUGGGAUCUAGAAUCGAUAGGAAUAGUAGAUUCUCCAAAAUGUUCUCAUGAUGAGGAAGCGAUUAAACAAUUUAAUAAAACUAUUCAGUACAAAGGCAAUAGAUAUUACGUUAAAUGGCCUUGGGCCGAAUAUCCUCCUAAUUUACCUAAUAAUUUAGGCUUAGCUUAUGGUCGUCUAAGUAAUUUAUUGAAACGUUUAGAUAAUUUAACUAUAAAGUCAUAUGAUAAAGUCAUUCAAGAACAAUUACAGAAUGGUGUAAUAGAGAUAGUCAAAAACGCUUCCUUUUCACUGAGUCAUCCUGUGCACUAUCUACCACAUCAUUGUGUUUAUAAUCGAGAUAAACCCAAUAAGCUUCGUAUUGUAUAUGAUGCGUCAGCCAAAACAGUAGGAAAUCAAAGUUUAAACGAAUGCUUAUAUAAAGGCCCCUUAAUGCUAGAAGAUCUUACUGCGCUAUUGAUUAAAUUUAGAGAACAUGCGAUUGGCAUUAUAGCAGACGUUGAAAAAGCAUUUUUACAAUUAGGUCUUCAAGAACCAGAUAAAGACGUGACGCGCUUUCUUUGGCUGAAAAAUAUCAAUGAUUCAGUUAACAAAGAAAAUAUAUUAACUUUAAGAUUCUGUCGAGUACCUUUUGGAGUUAUAUCUAGUCCAUUUCUCCUCAAUGCUACAAUAAAAUACCAUUUAAUGAAAUCUAAUAACUCAAUUUUAAACCAGAUAGCCGACGAUAUUUAUGUAGAUAAUAUUAUAACUGGUGCUAAAACGGUUUUAGAGGCACAAAACUUAUACAACACGUCCAAAUUAGCCUUUAAUGAUUUGUCUAUGAACUUAAGGGAGUGGAAUUCAAAUUCAAAAGAUUUUCUUUCACGUAUACCUGAUAAAUUUUGUACAGAUAUUGAGGAAGUUAAAGUUUUAGGUUUAAUAUGGAAUACGAGGGAUGAUAAAUUAUUAUUGAAAUAUGAUAUUAGUCAAACAGAUUUAGAUUCAGUUUACACAAAACGAAGUAUUUUAAAAAUAAUUGCUUCGGUUUAUGAUCCUUGUGGUUAUGCUGUUCCAAUAGUGCUUCCAGCUAAAUUAUUUUUCCAGAAGUUAUGGAAACAAAAGAUUUUAUGGGAUACUAAGAUUAAUAGUGAUUUACUUAAUGAGUGGAAGCAAAUAAUAUCGAAGUUUAGUUAUCUUAAAAAUAUUAGCAUUGACAGAUAUUUCUUAAAAAGUAUAGGUAAGGAGCAAGUUAAUUUACAGAUUCCAAAACUAGAAUUGCUUGGAGCACUUAUUGGAAAUAGACUAUUACAGUACGUAAAUAAAAAUUUAAGGUUAAGUAUAAAGGCGCAGGUUUUGUGGACCGAUAGUCAAAUAGUUUUAGGUUGGUACCAUUCUAGUAAGCUUCUUUUGCCUUUUGUGUCGCGGAGGAUUAAUGAAAUCAAGCAAAAUAAAACUUUAAUUCUUAGGUAUAUACCUGGUCAAUACAAUCCAGCAGACAUAGGUACGAGAUCUGACCGGAUAGAUCAUUAUGAUAGGUGGCUCAAAGGUCCAGACUUUUUACUAGAUAACUCUGAAAAUUGGUUUUCUAUGUUUAAUAAUUGUGUAUAUCAAGUGGAAACGCAAAUCUCUUCUGUCGGGGAGGGUCUCUCGAAUGAGAAUACAAAUAAUAAAAGCACUUUAGUUGAGAAUGAAAGUAAUAUAAAUAAUUUAGAUAUGAUAAGUACAACCGAAUUAGAUAAAGAACCAAUUAGCGAUAGUGACAGUGAUUUAGAAAUUAUUUUGAAAGUACAAGCUCAAUAUUUUCCAGAAGAAACGAAAGGUAUUGUAUCUAAUUUUGCAAGAUCACUUGGCCUAUAUAAAGAUGUCAAUGGGAUAUUGAGAUGUAAAGGUAGAUUUAAACAUACUGAUUGGACUCAUUGUCAUAAAGAACCUAUAUUACUUCCAAAAAAUUCAGAAUUUACACAUAAAAUAAUAGCUGAUUUACACGAGAAAAACUAUCAUGUUGGAGUAUCUCAUACAUUGGCUUUACUUAGAAAAACAUUCUGGGUUCCUCAUGGUAGAUCAACCGUACAAAAGAUUCUUAGAAAAUGCCGAAAUUGCUUAAAAUACGGAGGUGGUCCAUUUAAAUUGCCAGCGAUGCCCGAUUUGCCAUCAGAAAGAGUUAAGUUGUUGAACAAGUUGUCACCAUUCACGAGUAAUGGGGCCCCUGAGGAGAUAACAAAGUCGAAUCAGAGAUGGAUGAAGUUGCGGACAACAGUGCAGCUGAGUUCGGCCAUCCAAAAGAAGCCGCCUUUGAAGAGAGAAGAUUCAUUUUUGAAAAGAUUCUCAACGCGGCAGAUACCAGAAACUCAGGAAACAGUAGAAGACACAGGGUCAGAGGGCGCGACUGGAGAGCACAGAGUAGCCAGACAGAGGCGGCGAAAAGUUCGAGUGCCACGAACAGUUGUGAAUCCCGACGAAAACUUUUAUUUCUACUGGCUCUGGCUAAUCACCCUCUGUGUCUUGUAUAAUCUAUGGACCCUCAUUGUGAGACAAAGCUUCCCUGAGCUACAGACAUCGUCCUUCGUAGCAAUGCAGGCGUGCAAUGCAAUAACGAUGCACUCGACCGUACAACCAAGAGUCCUGAAAACUAUGGUUGGU
Molecule: messenger RNA, 3291 nt
Organism: Brenthis ino (lesser marbled fritillary)
Lineage: Eukaryota; Metazoa; Arthropoda; Insecta; Lepidoptera; Nymphalidae
Source: the annotation of a GenBank genome assembly